Molecule: messenger RNA, 2427 nt
Organism: Kwoniella shivajii
Lineage: Eukaryota; Fungi; Basidiomycota; Tremellomycetes; Tremellales; Cryptococcaceae
Exons: 9
Coding region: 1-2427 (808 amino acids)
Biological process (GO): DNA-templated transcription; regulation of DNA-templated transcription
Molecular function (GO): zinc ion binding; DNA binding; DNA-binding transcription factor activity, RNA polymerase II-specific
Source: RefSeq, a predicted model, not a curated record
AUGAGCACUACGAAUCGGAGCUUCAUCGGCGAUAACACUAAUGGUGAUGCAGAUUCCCGAACAAAUAUAGCCGCUAUCGAUACUGGUAGUAUCGUUCCACCGAUCACCCGCGUGAGUCGAGCUUGUGAGCCUUGUCGUAUCAGGAAAACAAAGUGCGACAUAGCGACAAAAUCGGUCUGUGGUGAGUGUAUCAGAAGGAAGAAGGAGGGAGAAUGUGUACUUCGUGAAAAAGCUCGCCCGGGCAGACGUGCGUCGAAGAGGCCUCUCUCACCGAUACUAUCUGCGACAGCCUCUGCGUCCUUGCCUGGUACAGCGCACCGGUCCAUCCCCUCACCUGUAUCCCAGCCAUUACCAUCCCCGCGUUCUGGUCAGCAGAUGGGUGAUCACUCUUUUUCUGUUACCUUCGACACUUUGGAUUCCGUUGAUAUUCCAAGCAUACCAACUCCAGACUACAACUCGAACGCUGCCCCUGCCCAAGCACCAUUUGGCUCGAGCGGGUCACCCAGGUUUUCGAGCACUGCAUCCACAGCUGAAAAUACAAAGGCAUCAGCAAGCAAUGCUGUUAGAACGGUGGAGAAGAUUCUGGAACACAUGACAACAGAGCGCUUCGGAUUAAGCAUUUCUCUUGCAAUCCCCUCUGAGCACAUCUUUUCUAUUCGCUCCACGCCCCGUAUGACUUUGCACCAAAUUGGCCUUGCCCCUGGUACAGCGACGUCAAUCAUCAAAGCACGGGAAUGGAUAGGCUCGCACUUUGCUGCAAUUCAUCACAACACGCCCUUUCUACAUCUUCCUCAAAUCCAUGAUAUAGCGACGCGCUUCUUCAAUCCACCAUCCCCGCACGUCGAUUCCAUUGAUCCCCUGGGCACAGCAGGUCGAGUGGGUAACGACGAGGCAGCGCUGCUUCUCGCUAUUUUGGCCCUUGGAAGCUUUAGGCGGGAGACAUGGGACGAUCAACGCAAGUCAUAUCGAAAUUUCCAUUCCUCGACAGGCAGCGCUACUACCACUACAAGUGAUAUGCCAGGCGACAGAGGGCCCAGUGUCAAUAUGGUUGGCGACGCUUCCCAAUCUGGAGUUGUACCACUCACGUUGUUCCGACUGGCGCAAGAUGAGCUCGAGGAGUUGGAGUAUCCAUCAGAAGCUGCUGUCCAGGCAUUAUUUUUGCUUCACACGUUCGUGAGCAACACGUCCAUGGGAAGAAGAUCACGGGAUUUCGUCGCACGAGCGAUCAUGAUGGCUCACGAGAUCGGGUUGAACCGUACCAUACCUUUGGAUCUAGACGUGUCUCACACUGAGGGCAAUCGCACGCAGGCGAUAUCAGAUACCUCGGUGACACGGAGGAGAGCGGUUUUGUAUCUCUACGUGUAUUUUUCUGAUGUUUAUUUGGCCGCUUUGGACAACAGUCCACCCUUGAUCAAACGUCAUGAUUAUUCCCCUGAUUUGUUCGACCCUAUUCUUAAUCCCGCUUCAACAUCUGGCUCGGAAACGCCAUCAGGUUCUACAACAACUUUGGGUGCUUUUGUCGAUCUGGUACGGACUUCGGGUGAAAUGCUCGAAAUUCUGCAUGGCAAUAAGCACCGACGUAUGCGUCAAUCAUUCGAGAGCUCUACUCCGGGUGACGAGAAGGGCGACGGAACAUCCGCAGAAUUGAUACUGCAGUUGGAUGGCCAAAUGCUCAGUCUGCGUGACCGGCUCGGUACUGGCACAUUCGACAUCGCGUUAGGCGGGGAAGUCAAUGUCGACCCGAGCACCAGAGGUACCACUGCUGGAAAGCUGCUGAGGCAAAUCCAUUAUAACUGGUUUCGUAUAGCUUUGAGAGCACCGUUUCUGAAUCACCCACUACUCGGACACUCUUCACUUGCUAUGUGUGCUAGCAGCGCUCUUUCCCUCCUUCAUUCACAUCGCUACGUCAUAAAUUCUGGCUUGUUGAACCUGCCAUGGAUGCAGCUUCGACGAAUUACUACGGCUAUCCAUAUCGUAUUCAUCGCCUAUUGGAAGGGAGAGAUCCCAUACACCUCGGCCGCUACUGCGAUCAAUAAUGCGCUCACUCUCUUGACGAUCAUGAGCGCUCGGUGGCAAUCCGCUCUGAGUAUUGCAGUGCUCACCAUCGAUCUUGCCAAGCGCAGUGAUCUACCAGUGCUACAGCUAGCACAUGCGGCUAGUCUAUCGGCCAACGAGCUCCCAGACCCACCGCCUCUUGCUUUCCCUCCAGCUGCUAACCCCGAGGCGGAUUUCGGAACCCUGUUCCAGCUUGCUUCCACCUACAUGGAACAAAAUAGGCAUGAUCAGGGAGAUCUGGAGCUAUCGCAAGGACUAGCAAGGGAUGGUACAUCACUCUCGGCCUGGCUUUCAUCAUCCACCGCCGAAGACGUCGUAUGGCCUGACACUUCGGUGGACUUCUGGACUGAUCUGAUCGGCCCAUUUGGAUAA